Molecule: messenger RNA, 882 nt
Organism: Heterobasidion irregulare TC 32-1
Lineage: Eukaryota; Fungi; Basidiomycota; Agaricomycetes; Russulales; Bondarzewiaceae
Exons: 3
Coding region: 1-882 (293 amino acids)
Molecular function (GO): transferase activity
Source: RefSeq, a predicted model, not a curated record
AUGACAAUGGAAAAUGGCAAUAUGGCAACCUGGCAACCUGGCAACCUGGCGAGUCGAGCCGAGCCGAGCCAGUCGGAGCGCAGAGCGAGAGCAAAGCCUUGGGCGAGUCGUGGUGAGUCGUGUCUCGCCAACGCGGCCGUCGCGCGCGCGCGCGCGCUCGUUCCUCCUCGUGGUCGCAGCCGGACACUUAUGGCCGCGACGCGGACGCGGAUCCGCGCCGAGCGCAGGCCUGGCAGGAGCAUCCGACGCGCCAGGCUGUCGCGUUCCGGGGCGCGUGGCGCGCGUCGCGGGAUCGUGGCUCGCGUGACGUUCGAGCCGGCAUCGGCGGGAGCGUGCGCUGGCGUGGGCGUGGGCGUGGGCGUGGGCGUGGGCGUGGGCGUGGGCGUGGGCGUGGGCGUGGGCGUGGGCGUGGGCGUGGGCGUGGGCGUGGGCGUGGGCGUGGGCGUGGGCGUGGGCGUGGGCGUGGGCGUGGGCGUGGGCGUGGGCGUGGGCGUGGGCGUGGGCGUGGGCGUGGGCGUGGGCGUGGGCGUGGGCGUGGGCGUGGGCGCGGAAAUGUCGGGAACAUGGUUCAUACGCGUGCCUCGCCGAGACGCCGCGAGCAGCACCCGCCCGAGCGGCCCCGGCGACACUGCGCCGAAUGCGCCUGUGGCGAAAUCCCACCCGCACCGACGUGCUGUCGCGCGCGCACGCACGUACGUGCCCGCUGCCUUCCGUUCGCACCCGCCAGCGGCAAUCCAGCGUCCUGUUGGAAUUUUGUCUCGGGAGCAGGUCCACGCACCAGCAAUCGCCGCCCGCCGAACGGAUCUUCCCCUGCGCACCACCUCGAGCCCACAGACGCCCGCCGCGCUGCACCGCCCGCGCACACAAUCAUUCCACGCCUAA